Aspergillus tanneri is the source of this 1689-nucleotide messenger RNA. RefSeq names its product acyl--CoA ligase. The transcript has 4 exons. Gene Ontology annotation, molecular function: CoA-ligase activity. Bases 1 to 1689 code for a protein of 562 amino acids. Lineage: Eukaryota; Fungi; Ascomycota; Eurotiomycetes; Eurotiales; Aspergillaceae. The record is from RefSeq and is a predicted model, not a curated record. Gene Ontology annotation, biological process: secondary metabolic process.
AUGAUAUUCAAAUCCCGUUGGCAGAUUGAUAUUCCUGAUACUCAUCUGGCGUCUCUCGUGUUCAACUCGCCUACUCAUCCUCUCUCCAAGACCCAUCGGUGUUAUUCCGAGGCUGCGAGGCCAGACACUCAUUACUUUACGACACAUGAUCUCCGAUUAUGGUGUCAAAGGUUUGCGGUUGGGUUGAGGAAAUCCGGCCUCCAACCGGGUGACCGCGUCGUUCUAUACUCCGGCAAUGAUUUGUUCUUUCCCGUCGUCUUCUUGGGCGUCGUUAUGGCAGGAGGGAUCUUCUCCGGGGCCAAUCCCACCUACGUGGCCAGAGAGCUGGCGUUUCAAUUACAAGAUAGUGGGGCAACAUACCUGAUUUGCGCCGAGGGGAGUUUCGACACGGGUAUCGAAGCGGCCCAGCUGGCAGGGAUGACCCGGGACCGUGUUUUCGUGUUCAAUAACGCUGUCUUUGAUGGGAAGGGCGAAGCCAAGAACGGCUGUCGCUACUGGGGAGAGCUCAUAGCGUCCGUUGACGAGGGAAGUCGAUAUGCCUGGGAUGAUCUGUCAACGCCCGAAGAGACCAACCGCACUAUGGCUCUCAACUAUUCGAGUGGUACCACGGGAAAGCCCAAAGGGGUGGAGAUCACACACAAGAAUUAUGUUUCCAACGUCUUGCAGUACAACUAUCUUUUCUAUCUUAAUCCGGAGUGGAAAUCGAAGGCGGCCAGGGCGCGAUGGCUCUGUUUCCUGCCAAUGUAUCACGCGAUGGCCCAGAACAUUUUCAUCGCGGGUGCGUUGAAACGAGGGGUGCCAGUGUAUAUCAUGCCCAAGUUUGAUUUCAUCAAAAUGCUCGAAUACACCGAGAAAUUUCGAAUUACGGACCUCAUUCUGGUGCCACCCGUGGUUGUGGCGUUGGCCAAACACCCUGCAGUCAGAAGUGGUAAAUACGACCUGAGUAGCGUCGAGACGGUUUCUAGCGGCGCAGCACCCUUGGGCAGAGAGGUCUGCGACGAGGUCGAGGCCCUAUGGGAGCCGGGACGCAUAAAUAUCAAACAGGGAUAUGGGAUGACGGAGACUACCUGCUCACUGCUCGGUUGGAAUCCGAUGGAAAAAUGCCAUUCGGCAUCGGUUGGAGAACCGAACGCCAACUGCGAGGCAAAGAUCAUGGCCGAAGAUGGAGUCACGGAGCUAGGACGGAACCAGCGCGGCGAGCUUUGGGUUCGCGGGCAGAAUGUCAUGAAGGGCUACUGGCGGAACCCAGAAGCAACUAAGGAGAUCAAAACCGCGGAUGGUUGGCUCAAAACGGGAGAUAUUGCUGUGGUAGAUGAUCAGGGCAGAUUCCAUGUAGUUGACCGGAAGAAGGAAUUGAUCAAAGUGAAGGGCAACCAAGUUGCGCCCGCCGAGCUAGAGGCCCUUCUAUUGGAGCACCCUGCAGUUUCGGACGCUGCAGUGAUCGGUGCGCUAGUGAAUGGCGAUGAACGUCCUCGGGCAUAUAUUGUAUUGAAGCCUGAUCAAACUGCCACGGCAGCCGAUAUUGUGGGGUUCAUGAAGGGGAAAGUGUCAGCAAUCAAACGGAUUACCGGAGGGGUGGUCUUCAUCGACGCGAUCCCCAAGAAUCCAUCUGGCAAGAUCUUACGAAAGGAGCUUCGAGAGCGGGCCAAAAAGGAACUGCAGACGGAUGGAAUCACCGCCAAGCUAUAG